This is a messenger RNA of Microthlaspi erraticum, 492 nucleotides long. Lineage: Eukaryota; Viridiplantae; Streptophyta; Magnoliopsida; Brassicales; Brassicaceae. The record is from the annotation of a GenBank genome assembly.
AUGGGCUCCGAGCAAAACGACAGCACUAGCUUCUCUCCAUCAGAGCCGAAGCUCUGCGUCAAUGGCUGCGGCUUCUUCGGAUCUCCGUCGAACAUGAACCUCUGCUCCAAAUGCUACCGAGACAUCCGAGCCACGGAGGAGCAAGCCGCAUCGGCUAUGGCCGCCGUCGAGAAAUCGUUAAAACCCAAUAAACCCAAAAUCCAACCGCAGCAGAGCCAGGUGAUCGCUCCCAGCGUCGAAUCUGGGUCGAGCGGCGGUGAUUCGGCGGCAGCUUCAGUAGAUCCGCCGAAAUCGACGGGGACGACGAGGUGCUUGAGCUGCAACAAGAGAGUGGGCGUGACGGGUUUCAAGUGUAGGUGUGGGAGCACUUUCUGUGGGACCCAUAGGUAUCCGGAGAGCCAUGACUGCGAGUUCGAUUUCAAAGGAGCGGCGAGAGAGGCGAUUGCUAAGGCCAAUCCGGUGGUGAAGGCUGAUAAGGUCGAGAGGAUUUGA